Saimiri boliviensis boliviensis (Bolivian squirrel monkey) is the source of this 4557-nucleotide messenger RNA. RefSeq names its product ADAM metallopeptidase domain 11 (gene ADAM11). Gene Ontology annotation, molecular function: metalloendopeptidase activity. NCBI's taxonomy places the organism in Eukaryota, Metazoa, Chordata, Mammalia, Primates, Cebidae. The record is from RefSeq and is a predicted model, not a curated record. Gene Ontology annotation, biological process: proteolysis.
AACCCGGCCCCGCCGCCCCGCCGGGAUGGCCGCGGCCGGAGAGCACUGAGCCCCGGCACCGUCCCCUCCGCCCCCACCGCUCCGCGACCCCCGCCCGGCCCCGCGCCCCCGCCCCGGCUCCACAGCCGGCGCCUCCCCACCCCCGUCCCUGCUCCCGCCCUCCCCGCGCCGCUCGCAGCCGCAGCCCCCGGACCGGGAGGAAUGAGCGAGCCAUGAGGCUGCUGCAGCGCUGGGCGUUCGCGGCUCUGCUGCUGCCGCUGCUCCCCACGCCCGGUCUUGGGACCCGGGGUCCUGCUGGAGCUCUGCGAUGGGGGAGCUUACCCCAGCUGGGAGGCCCAGAAGCCCCUGAGGUCACGGAACCCAGCCGUCUGGUAAGGAAGAGCUCCGGGGGAGAGGUCCGAAAGCAGCAGCUGGACACCAGGGUCCGCCAGGAGCCACCAGGGGGGCCGCCUGUCCAUCUGGCCCAGGUGAGUUUCGUCAUCCCAGCCUUCAACUCAAACUUCACCCUGGACCUGGAGCUGAACCACCACCUCCUCUCCUCACAAUAUGUGGAGCGUCACUUCAGCCGGGAGGGGACAACCCAGCACAGCACCGGGGCUGGAGACCACUGCUACUACCAAGGGAAGCUCCGGGGGAACGCGCACUCCUUCGCCGCCCUCUCUACCUGCCAGGGGCUGCAUGGGGUCUUCUCUGAUGGGAACGUGACUUACAUCGUGGAGCCCCAAGAGGUGGCUGGACCUUGGGGCGCCCCCCAGGGACCCCUUCCCCACCUCAUCUACCGGACCCCUCUCCUCCCAGAUCCCCUGAGAUGCAGGGAACCAGGCUGCCUGUUCGCUGUGCCUGCCCAGUCGGCUCCUCCAAAGCAUCCGAGGCUGAGAAGGAAAAGGUCCGCCGGGGCCACCCUACAGUGCACAGUGAGACCAAGUACGUGGAGCUAAUUGUGAUCAAUGACCACCAGCUGUUCGAGCAGAUGCGACAGUCGGUGGUCCUCACCAGCAACUUUGCCAAGUCCGUGGUGAACCUGGCCGAUGUGAUAUACAAGGAGCAGCUCAACACUCGCAUUGUCCUGGUUGCCAUGGAAACAUGGGCAGAUGGGGACAAGAUCCAGGUGCAGGAUGACCUCCUGGAGACCCUGGCCCGGCUCAUGGUCUACCGACGGGAAGGCCUACCUGAGCCCAGCGAUGCCACCCACCUCUUCUCGGGCAGGACCUUCCAGAGCACCAGCAGCGGGGCAGCCUACGUGGGGGGCAUCUGCUCCCUGUCCCGGGGUGGGGGUGUGAACGAGUACGGCAACAUGGGGGCGAUGGCCGUGACCCUGGCCCAGACGCUGGGGCAGAACCUGGGCAUGAUGUGGAACAAACACCGGAGCUCAGCAGGGGACUGCAAGUGUCCCGACAUCUGGCUGGGCUGCAUCAUGGAGGACACUGGGUUCUACCUGCCCCGAAAGUUCUCGCGCUGCAGCAUCGACGAGUACAACCAGUUUCUGCAGGAGGGUGGUGGGAGCUGCCUCUUCAACAAGCCCCUCAAGCUCCUGGACCCCCCAGAGUGCGGGAACGGCUUCGUGGAGGCAGGGGAGGAGUGCGACUGCGGCUCGGUGCAGGAGUGCAGCCGCGCGGGUGGCAACUGCUGCAAGAAAUGCACCCUGACUCAUGAUGCCAUGUGCAGCGACGGGCUCUGCUGUCGCCGCUGCAAGUACGAGCCACGGGGUGUGUCCUGCAGAGAGGCCGUGAACGAGUGCGACAUCGCGGAGACCUGCACUGGGGACUCGAGCCAGUGCCCCCCUAACCUGCACAAGCUGGACGGUUACUACUGUGACCAUGAGCAGGGCCGCUGCUAUGGAGGUCGCUGUAAAACCCGGGACCGGCAGUGCCAGGCCCUUUGGGGCCAUGCGGCUGCUGAUCGCUUCUGCUACGAGAAGCUGAACGUGGAGGGGACAGAGCGUGGGAGCUGUGGGCGAAAGGGAUCGGGCUGGGUGCAGUGCAGUAAGCAGGACGUGCUGUGUGGCUUCCUCCUCUGUGUCAACAUCUCCGGAGCUCCUCGGCUAGGGGACCUGGUGGGGGACAUCAGUAGUGUCACCUUCUACCACCAGGGCAAGGAGCUGGACUGCAGGGGAGGCCACGUGCAGCUGGCAGAUGGCUCCGACCUGAGCUACGUGGAGGACGGCACGGCCUGCGGACCCAACAUGCUAUGCCUGGACCAUCGCUGCCUGCCAGCCUCCACCUUCAACUUCAGCACCUGCCCCGGCAGUGGGGAGCGCCGGAUUUGCUCCCACCAUGGGGUCUGCAGCAAUGAAGGCAAGUGCAUUUGUCAGCCAGACUGGACAGGCAAAGACUGCAGUAUCCACAACCCCCUGCCCACGUCCCCACCCACGGGGGAGACGGAGAGAUACAAAGGUCCCAGCGGCACCAACAUCAUCAUUGGCUCCAUCGCCGGGGCUGUCCUGGUUGCAGCCAUCGUCCUGGGCGGCACAGGCUGGGGAUUUAAAAACAUCCGCCGAGGAAGGUCCGGAGGGGCCUAGGUGCCACCCCCCCUCCCUCCAAGCCUGGCACCCAUCGUCUUGGCCCUGAACCACGAGGCCGCCCCCAUCCAGCCACGGAGGGAGGCACCAUGCAAAUGUCUUCCAGGUCCAAACCCUUCAACUCCUGGCUCCACAGGGGUUUGGGCGGGGGCUGUGGCCCUGCUCUUGGCACCAUCAGGGUGGACCAGGCCUGGAGGGCGCUUCCUCCACAGUCCCCCACCCACAUCCUGCGGCUCAGCCUUGCACACCACUCCCCCCCCGUGUGAAUGUAGCUUCCAUUUCACGGAUUGCCGCAGCUCAACUCGGGGGCCUGGAGGGAUGCCCCCAGGCAGCCACCAGUGGACCUGGCCUGGAUGGCCCCUCCUUGCAACCAGGCAGCUGAGACCAGGGUCUUACCUCUCUGGGACCUAGGGGGAAGGGGCUGACAUCUACAUAUUUUUAAACUGAAUCUUAAUAGAUGAAUGUAAACUCGGGGGUGCUGGAGUCAGGGCAGUUGUGGGGAUGUUUUGACACUGACAGGAGGGCCUGGAGGAACUGAGGUGUGGCUGUCCCCCAGACCCUCCCCUGGGAUGACCACACCUGGAGUCCUGUCACUGAGCACAGGCAGGGGCCGGGCAUCCCAGCUUGCCCCCAGCCAGCCCCACUGAGCUUGGAGGAAGUAUGUGUGCUGAUUCAAACCAAAGCUGCCUGUGCCGUACCCAAGGCCUAGGUCAUGGGUACGGCGACCACAUGUCCCAGAUCGUCUUCAAUUCCAAAACAACCAUCCUGUCCCUGUCAGGAUGCAGGGAUUUGGGGGGAGGGGAAUCUAGAAAAUAUAGUCCCUGAAAUAAAAUGGCACCUUCCCCCUUUCAAGAAGGGUGAUUCUGGGGCCAACUCAGGGUUUAGGUGCCCCCUGGUGUGGCCUAGAUGCCCCCGCCUGGGCCAUCUUUUCGGAGAGGACUCUCUGGAGGUGAGGCCUAGGUAGCCCCGUGCCUGCAGGGUUAGGGGCUCUGCCUGGGAUAAGCAGGAGGAGGUAGAAAAGGGAGGUCUCACAGACAUUCCUAGGCGGCCCCACCAAGUCCAUUCCACUCCCUCCCCAGUUCCAGGGCCGAGUAGUAAGUUUACAGACGAUUCCCCCAGUACAUGCCCCGUCCCUCCCUGCUGCAGCCGAGCCUGCCAGCCAGGUGGAGCUCCUCAGUCUUCACACGGUCCACCGGCGGCUUUCCCUCAUGACCCUGGCUUCAGAGGAAGGAACUCUGGCUCUUUGACCUUAAAAGAUAGCUGGCAGGGGCCAGAUGGGGGCCAGCUACCUGAUGGAUGAAAGCCACAAGUGAAUGCGGUUCCUGUCACCAGGGGCACCCUGGCAGGGAGCUCUGAAACCCCCAGGCCCAUGAGCUGUUUGUUUGAACCCCUCUGUUUCUGGGGCACCUUUGAGGAGGAGUUGUGGAGGGAAUCGUUCCCUGUUAAUUCACACCACCCUCAGGGGCAAACAGGCCUGGGACCCACUGACCCCAUUUGGGUGGCUGCAUGCACCCCACAGUAGUGGGGUCCGCAUACAGCACUCCAGCUGGCACUGCCCACUCAAGGGCUGAGUGGAGGCGCCCCGUGGGCAGCUCUGCUCCACCAGCCCUGCAAGCUGAGGUGGGGCAGGGAAGGGCUGGGUGUUGCACUGUUGCUGUGCUACCUGAAGGCAUCCGUCCUUGGGUGGUGCACCCGUGCACAGGCACAGUGCAUCUGGGCACAGCAUCUGGAUCCACACCUCUGCACAAGUGUGAAUACCUCUGCACACAUGGGCAUAUCUGUGUGUGCACGUGUACAUAGGGGUGGGGAACAUGAGACUUCCUGUGACCAGUCACCCUGGCUCCCAGUUGUCUGCAUCUCCCUGCCCCGCCCUAGCGAGUGCCUGCCCUGGCGGAGGCCAGGGAGGAGUGGAGGCUGCCUCUGCCUGGGCCUUCACACAGCAUCCUGUACAUACGUCACCUGGGGCGGGGGGUGGGGAGGCAGGGACAGGAGCAUCAAUUAAAGAUCACGUCUUGGGGCUUCCAGGGAGCUCACACUAA